Molecule: messenger RNA, 1764 nt
Organism: Trachymyrmex cornetzi
Lineage: Eukaryota; Metazoa; Arthropoda; Insecta; Hymenoptera; Formicidae
Exons: 2
Coding region: 1-1764 (587 amino acids)
Biological process (GO): DNA integration
Molecular function (GO): nucleic acid binding
Source: RefSeq, a predicted model, not a curated record
AUGUCUAUUGGAGUGACUCUAGUAUUGUUAUCCAUUGGAUUCGAGGUGACAAACAAUUAUAAGGUCUUUGUAGCGAAUCGGGUGGUAAAGAUCCAAGGCUUAACACGUCAAGAGGAAUGGCGUCAUGUAGGGACAAAGUCUAACCCUGCUGACAUGCUGUCUCGAGGUAUGGAUCCUCGGGAAUUACCCUAUUCAGAAAUAUGGUGGUCGGGACCAUCGUGGUUACAAGCAAGCCCGGAUCAAUGGCCACAGGAAUUUAUUAUGGAACGACAAGACGGAUUAGAAGAAAGAUCCCGAGAGAGGGUCUUGGUAACGAUGCAUGAAGAAGGAUGCAACCUAUUCGUGGAAAACGCAGGAAAGUCAACGCAACGAAGUAGUGGACCCUUAAAGGUAGAGGAAUUGAGAAGAGCUAAUAUCGCGUUAAUCAAGAUAGUUCAGCGUCAAGCAUAUUCUCAAGAAAUUGAAGAGUUGAGCAAGGAAGGAAAUUUCAAGAGUGUAGCCAGAAGUAGUCGCAUCUUAGCGCUAAAUCCAUUUUUAGACGAGCAAGGAAUCCUGCGAGUUGGCGGCCGUCUGAAGAAUGCGGAACUGUCAUAUGAUCAGCGAUUUCCCAUUAUCCUUCCUUCCGAUAGUCCUUUUUCUACAUUGCUCAUCCGCGAGAAACAUUAUCAGUAUUUACAUGCAGAACUCAACACAUUGAGUGCCAUCAUUCGCGAGAAUUAUUGGAUUGUAUCGGCCCGCAGAAAAAUUCGUGGUGUAUUACGCCGAUGUAUAUUAUGUUUUCGUAAAUCUCCGAAAAAUAUAAGUCAACUUAUGGGUAAUUUGCCAGCAGUGCGGGUAAAUCCGGGACGUCCAUUUAAUCAUACGGGUAUUGAUUACGCCGGCCCGUUUACAAUUAAGAUAUCGCGUAAUAAAUCGGGCAAAGCAUACUUGGCUGUAUUUGUGUGUUUAGCCACUAAGGCUGUUCAUUUAGAAGUCGUUUCUGAUUUGUCAACCGUUGCAUUUAUUAACACUUUGAAACGAUUCGUCGCAAGGCGUGGUAAAAGCAGUCACUUAUACUCAGAUAACGGUCGCAAUUUCAUAGGGGCCAGAAAUGAACUGAACGAGUGGGUAAGGUUUAUCCAAAGCGAACAAUUAAAGAACGAGGUUUUAGAGUUUACUGCUGAACAAUCAAUUAGGUGGAAAUUCAUACCCCCAUAUUCCCCUCAUGUUGGAGGGAUAUGGGAAUCAGCCGUAAAGGCAGCUAAAUCUCAUAUGAAGGCAGUAAUGAAUCAGAAUAGUUUGACAUUUGAAGAAUUGACCACAAUAUUUACUCAAAUUGAGGCUAUACUAAAUUCGAGGCCAAUAACUCCAGUCUCAACGGAUCCCUCAGAUUUAUCGGCACUUACGCCUGGGCACUUUUUAGUAGGCGCGCCCUUGACGGCGAUUCCAGAACCCAAUAUUGAGCAGAUACACCUAAAUCGCUUAUCGCGCUUUCAACUACUAUCUAGUAUUAUACAAGGCUUCUGGAAGCGUUGGUCAAGAGAAUAUGUUUCUAAUUUACAAGUUAGACAAAAAUGGAAAGAACGUAAAGAAAAUCCUAAUCUUAAGAUAGGUGCUCUUGUAUUGCUACGAGAUGAUAACGCCCCCCCGCUUCAAUGGAGAUUGGGUCGCAUAACCGAGCUCAUUAAAGGACAGGAUGGACUAGUUCGGAUGGUGGAAUUGAAAACCCAGUUAGGGUUAACUCAACGAGCGAUUCAGAGAAUUAGUGUAUUGCCAUUAGAAUAA